AUGAAGAAGAAUGCAGGCCUCACCUACACCAAAGGAGGAUCCUCCCCCUCACUCAGCUCAGCCAUAAAAGCCAGCAGUGUGUGCAGUCAGACACUCAGAGGGAUUUGGCUCUCCUUUGAAACCUGCACAUCUUCAGCUCUCCUCCGCUCAGGCUUAACAACCUAUACAACAGCAACCAUGAUUAGGAAGGCACAGUCAGUCUCAAGCUACAGCACCAGGAGGUCCUUCGCUGGACCAAGCAGCAGCACCACUGUAACAAGAACCAGCUUUGGUGGCUAUGGCGGUGGCUAUGGCGGUGCCUUUGGUAGCGCCAGUGCUAGCAGUGGUGGUGCCUUUGGUUUUGGUGCAUCUUCCAUCAGUGGUGGCUCUGCUGCUUACGGCAUGUCUUCUGGCCAGUCAGUCGGCCAGUUCAUUGCACCGAUCACAGCUGUCCAGGUCAACAAGAGCCUCCUGGCCCCUCUGAACCUGGAAAUUGACCCCACCAUCCAGGCCGUCCGCACCCAGGAGAAGGAGCAGAUCAAGACCCUGAACAACCGCUUCGCCUCCUUCAUCGACAAGGUCCGUUUCCUGGAGCAGCAGAACAAGAUGCUGGAGACCAAAUGGAGCCUCCUGCAGGACCAGACCACCACCCGCUCCAACAUCGAGGGCAUGUUUGAGGCCUACAUUGCCAACCUGCGCAGACAGCUUGACGGGCUGGGCAAUGAGAAGGUCAAGCUGGAGGGAGAGCUGAGGAACAUGCAGGGCCUGGUUGAGGACUUCAAGAAGAAGUAUGAAGAUGAAAUCAACAAGCGUGCAGCUGCAGAGAACGAAUUUGUGCUCCUGAAGAAGGACGUCGAUGCUGCCUACAUGCACAAGGUGGAGCUGGAAGCCAGGGCUGAUGCUCUUCAGGAUGAGAUCAACUUCCUCAGGGCCGUCUAUGAGGCUGAGCUUCGUGAGCUGCAGGGCCAGAUCAAGGACACCUCUGUCAUUGUGGAGAUGGACAACAGCCGUAACCUGGACAUGGAUGCUAUUGUGGCUGAAGUGCGUGCUCAGUACGAGGACAUCGCCAACCGCAGCAAGGCUGAAGCAGAGACCUGGUACAAACAGAAGUACGAGGAGAUGCAGACCACUGCAGGACAGUAUGGUGACGACCUGCGCUCAACCAAGGCUGAGAUUUCCGAGCUGAACCGCAUGAUCGCACGUCUUCAGAAUGAGAUUGAGGCUGUCAAGGCACAGAGGGUCAGCCUUGAGGCUCAGAUCGCAGAGGCUGAGGAGCGCGGUGAGUUGGCAGUGAAGGAUGCCAAGCUCCGCAUCAAGGACCUGGAGGAGGCCCUGCAGAGAGCCAAGCAGGACAUGGCCCGCCAGGUGCGUGAAUACCAGGAGCUGAUGAACGUCAAGCUGGCCCUGGACAUCGAAAUCGCCACCUACAGGAAACUGCUGGAAGGAGAGGAGACCAGACUGGCCAGCGGAGGUUCCAAUGCAACAAUCCAUGUGCAGCAGAGCAUUGGAGGUGGUGGAGUGUCCAGUAGCAGCGGUGGAUUCAGCAGUGGAUACGGUGGCACCAUUGGCUACGGUGGAAGCACUGGCUUCAGUACAGGCAGCAACUAUGGUGGUGGUGUAACUGUCUCCAAGUCAACAAUGGUCAGUUCCAGAAGAGUCAUUUAAAAAGGAGAGCUGUCCCUCUUCCCCUUCAGAAACUCAUGAUUUUGAUCUAAAUCUGUACCCUGUCAUGGUGCUAUGCAAUACUGUCAAGCAUGUUCAACAAGAGAGCUGAAUUUCUGACUUUCUGAAGGUAAAUGUGGCCUUAAAAACAAAAGGAUAAGAUCAGUUAGCAAGGCAAAGUUUGUUUUUUUUCUGCACUGACAUCCAAGAAAUAAUGUGUGGAAUGUUAAAACUAAGCAAGGAAAGCAUUUGAAAAUCUGUACUGUGUCUUGACAGCUUUGAUACUUUUUGUAGUGUAGUUCACUGAUAAACAGCUCUGAAAUGAGAUCCUGUUGGUGGGCAGGAUGCUUUCAGCUGAUGUCUUUAUUCCUACACUUGACUGUUGAUAAAUGUAAGGGAAGCAAGUCACUGGCCAAGUCUGAUCACUGAGUGAUCAAAAUUAGCAAAUCUAAUUUACAAAUUUGAAAUGACUCUACAUGUCUACAGUUCAACUUUGAACUGAUUGGCUACUGGCUUGCUCUUUUUACUGUUCUGCCAAAUGAUCCCUGCUUAGUUUUGCCUUUCCUCACCAUCAAGAUGUGAAACCAGAUUUAUUUUGUAAAGGCCUUCUUAGCAACAUGAGUGAUGGAUGUUGCAGCAAAUCAUAUCAAAUACAUCUGAAUAAAAUAAAUCUGAGACCUUAAAA
Messenger RNA from Chelmon rostratus (copperband butterflyfish), 2326 nucleotides. Its product is annotated as keratin, type II cytoskeletal 8-like. Bases 1 to 1644 code for a protein of 547 amino acids. Lineage: Eukaryota; Metazoa; Chordata; Actinopteri; Chaetodontiformes; Chaetodontidae. The record is from RefSeq and is a predicted model, not a curated record. Gene Ontology annotation, biological process: keratinization; intermediate filament organization. The transcript is spliced from 10 exons. Gene Ontology annotation, cellular component: keratin filament. Gene Ontology annotation, molecular function: structural constituent of skin epidermis.